UUAAACACAGCUCCUAGCUUUCCUUCGAUUUCAAUUUCUUCAUUCUCUAAACCCUUCCUGAUUCUGAGUAAGAAAAUCUCCAAAUCUUUUCGGCCAAAAUUAACAAAAUCCUACGCACUAAAUUUGAAAUUCAAAUUCACAGAAAACUAAACUCUUGAUUUGAUGGCGUUGAAGGAGAAGCCAUUGGAAGGAAUUCGCCUUCUUUCUAUGUACAACGACGAUGAAGACGACGAGGAGAUGGAAGACCUCGAAGAAGGAGAACAACAACAGGAAGAUGAAAAUCGAGAGGCAAAUAAUUUAGAGGAAGAUUCGAGAAUGAACGUUGGUGAUGAUACGGUCGCUGGUGACGAGACUUCGACACCGCAGCAGCCUCAGGUCCCGUUCAUAUCAUCGAAGCAACACGGGGCUUCUUCUGAUUCGAGGAGACGUGGUAGAGGGAGGUUGACUAUUGUGGACUAUGGGCACGACGAGGUUGCCAUGUCGCCUGAACCUGAGGAGGGGGAAAUUGACCUUCAAAAUGCUAAUGAUGAUUUCCGGGAAAGGACACCUAUGGGAACUGUUCAAGUUUUGACACCUGGUGUUCAAAGAACUCCUCAAUCAACAGAGCAUUUUGAACAAUCACAACAUGAUCCAAUGACUUAUUCUCCGACGGAAUCAGAAACUGUGGUAGUUCAGGAGACUGUUGAGGUUACAGAAGAAGAAGCUGAUCCAUUAGAUAAGUUUCUCCCUCCACCACCAAAAGCCAAGUGCUCAGAGGAGCUGCAGAGGAAGAUAGAUAAAUUUCUAGGUUUAAAGAGAAUUGGAAAAAGCUUCAAUGCAGAAGUUCGUAAUAGGAAGGAUUAUCGGAAUCCGGACUUCUUACUGCAUGCGGUGAGGUAUCAAGAUAUUGAUCAGAUAGGGUCUUGCUUCAGUAAAGAUGUAUUUGACCCACAUGGAUAUGACAAAAGCGAUUACUUUGAUGAAAUAGAGGCUGACAUGAGGCGUGAAAGGGAAAGAAAGGAUCAAGAAAGUAAAAGGAAUCAGAAGGUUGAAUUUAUUGCAGGAGGAGUGCAACCUGGAAUAGUUGCUGCUGCCCCAAAACCUAACAUACCCGUUCCAGUGCUGAAUGCAAAUGAUGCUGCUGCAAGGGAUGGUAGACAGAACAAGAAAUCGAAGUGGGACAAGGUGGAUGGUGAUCGAAAGAAUCCUCUAUCUACAGUGGGGCAGGAUUCUCUAUCUGCAGCUGGGGCUCAUGCAGCAAUUUUAUCUGCUGCUAAUGCUGGCUCUGGAUACACUGCGUUUGCGCAACAAAGACGGCGGGAGGCAGAAGAAAGAAGAUCUAGUGAAAGGAGGUUGGAGAGAAGAUCUUGAGCUGUUUAUAAUGGAAUACAUAGGCACUAAUUUGGGACAACGUUAAAUGACUCCUGGCAUGAUUGUGUUCAGAUUUUGUCCAGCUUCAAAGUGAUUACGAUGUUGUUGCAUUCUACUCUUCACACUGCGGUCUUUCCUCUCCCUCCCCCACAAAUAUAAGUGGUGUAUGUUGUACAAGCUCCAAUGCUCCAAGAUGAUUUGACUUUAAAAAAAUUUUGUAUGGGAAUCCCAAGAAUGAA
Pistacia vera is the source of this 1589-nucleotide messenger RNA. Its product is annotated as SAP30-binding protein. Lineage: Eukaryota; Viridiplantae; Streptophyta; Magnoliopsida; Sapindales; Anacardiaceae. Gene Ontology annotation, biological process: regulation of DNA-templated transcription. Bases 163 to 1350 code for a protein of 395 amino acids. The transcript has 8 exons. The record is from RefSeq and is a predicted model, not a curated record. Gene Ontology annotation, cellular component: nucleus.